Messenger RNA from Selaginella moellendorffii, 687 nucleotides. RefSeq names its product H/ACA ribonucleoprotein complex subunit 2-like protein. Gene Ontology annotation, molecular function: box H/ACA snoRNA binding. Lineage: Eukaryota; Viridiplantae; Streptophyta; Lycopodiopsida; Selaginellales; Selaginellaceae. The record is from RefSeq and is a predicted model, not a curated record. The transcript is spliced from 4 exons. Bases 39 to 509 code for a protein of 156 amino acids. Gene Ontology annotation, cellular component: nucleolus; box H/ACA snoRNP complex. Gene Ontology annotation, biological process: snRNA pseudouridine synthesis; ribosome biogenesis; rRNA pseudouridine synthesis.
UAGGGCUUAGGGUUUAGGGGCUAGGGUUUUAUGUGGCAAUGGUGAGUGACGGCGAGGGCAACAAGAAAGACAAGGAAAAGGAUCGCAAGAAGCGGCAGCAUGUGUCGAUCAUCGCCAGGCCACUAGCGGGCAAGCGCCUUUGUAAGAAGACGCUCAAGCUCGUCCGGAGAGCGGCUCAGAACAAGCAACUCAGGAGGGGAGUAAAGGAGGUCGUAAAAGCUGUUCGCCGGGGACAGAAGGGGCUCUGUGUAAUCGCAGGAGAUAUCUCACCAAUCGAUGUAAUCACACACUUGCCAAUACUCUGCGAAGAGUCGGACAUUCCUUACAUCUACGUUCCUUCAAAAGAGGAUUUGGGAGGCGCCGCCGCUCAGAAGCGUCCGGCUUGCUGCAUGCUGGUGCUGUUAAAUCCUGUCAAAGGCAAGCUGGAGGACGAAGAAAAGCAAGGCUUCAUGGAGGAUUACACGGACGUCUCCAAAGAGGUCAAGUCUCUCGCCAGCACAAUCUACUAAAAUUCCCGAUCUUUGUCUGUGAUUUGAUUUGUCUCGAGACAGGAGCUCCAACUUAUGCUCGCUCGAAGUUUAACAUUGACAAAUCUUUGUAGAGACCAGGAUCAAUCGUAGAAGGUUGUCAGCUUCUUCUAUUGUACGAACGCAAAUAUCACAUGCCGUACGUGGUUUUGUUUUCUUC